AUGAGCGAAGAAAGCCUGUCCGAGGUGGCCGCUUCUCAAAAGGAGCAAUACGAAACCACAGAUUACACCUCCCAACAUCAUAAACUAGCCCCAAACUUUUUGGGUCUCAACACCAUCGACAGAGCGGAAGAUUCGCCCCUCAAGGAUCUUGUCAAGUCCCAUGGCGGUCACACUGUCAUCUCCAAAGUCCUCAUUGCCAACAAUGGUAUCGCAGCCGUCAAGGAGAUCCGUUCAGUGCGUAAAUGGGCUUACGAAACUUUUGGCAAUGAGCGUGAAGUUCAGUUUGUGGCAAUGGCCACUCCAGAAGAUCUCGAGGCCAACGCAGAAUAUUUGCGUAUGGCAGACCAGUACGUCGAAGUCCCCGGCGGCACUAACAACAAUAAUUACGCCAACGUUGACUUGAUCGUCGAAAUAGCAGAAAGAGCAAAUGUUGACGCCGUUUGGGCUGGAUGGGGUCAUGCCUCAGAAAACCCAUUGUUGCCAGAAAAAUUGGCCAGCUCCCCCCGUAAAAUCAUCUUUAUCGGUCCUCCCGGUAACGCUAUGAGAUCCCUUGGUGACAAAAUCUCAUCCACUAUUGUGGCUCAACACGCUAAAGUUCCAUGUAUCCCAUGGUCAGGUACCGGUGUUGAUGAUGUCUUCUUGGACAAAGAAAGCGGACUUGUGUCGGUUGAAGAUGAGGUUUACCAGAAAGGUUGCUGCGAUUCUCCAGAGGAUGGUUUGGCCAAGGCCAAAAAAAUCGGUUUCCCAGUCAUGGUCAAGGCUUCCGAAGGUGGUGGUGGUAAGGGUAUCAGAAAAGUCGAAAGAGAACAGGACUUUAUCUCUCUAUACAAACAGGCCGCCAAUGAAAUUCCUGGCUCUCCUAUCUUCAUCAUGAAAUUGGCCGGAAAGGCUCGUCACUUGGAAGUUCAGCUGUUGGCCGAUCAGUACGGAACAAAUAUCUCCCUGUUUGGUCGUGACUGUUCGGUUCAAAGACGUCAUCAGAAAAUUAUAGAAGAAGCCCCUGUCACUAUUGCCAAACCUGAUACCUUCACAGAAAUGGAAAAAUCUGCUGUAAGACUAGGUAAAUUGGUGGGUUACGUUUCUGCAGGUACCGUGGAAUACUUGUACUCUCAUGAUGAUGAUAAGUUUUACUUUUUGGAGCUAAAUCCUAGAUUGCAAGUCGAGCAUCCAACCACUGAAAUGGUGACAGGUGUCAACCUUCCCGCUGCUCAACUUCAAAUCGCUAUGGGUAUUCCAAUGCAUAGAAUUAGAGACAUUCGACUACUCUACGGAGUUGAUCCUCAUACUGCUAGCGAAAUUGAUUUCGAUUUCAGUUCGGAAGGCUCUCUCCAAACUCAAAGAAAACCUAUUCCUAAGGGUCACUGUACUGCGUGCCGUAUCACAUCCGAAGAUCCAAAUGAAGGUUUCAAACCCUCUGGUGGUUCAUUGCAUGAAUUGAAUUUCCGCUCCUCGUCCAAUGUAUGGGGUUAUUUCUCCGUUUCCAGUAGCGGUGGUAUACAUUCCUUUUCGGAUUCGCAGUUUGGUCACAUUUUCGCAUUCGGUGAAAACAGACAGGCAUCUAGGAAGCACAUGGUUGUAGCUUUGAAAGAACUUUCGAUCAGAGGUGACUUCAGAACUACGGUGGAGUAUCUGAUCAAACUUCUGGAGACAGAAGAUUUUGAAGGAAACUCCAUCACUACUGGUUGGUUAGACGAUCUGAUUUCCCAAAAAAUGACUGCUGAGAAACCUGACUCUACUCUAGCUGUCAUUUGUGGAGCCGCGACUAAAGUCUUCAUUGCAUCUGAAAACGGUCGCAAGGCUUUUGUCACCAGCCUCCAAAAAGGUCAAGUUCCUAACAAAUCCCUCUUACAGACUAUGUACCCUGUUGAAUUUAUUCAUGAGGGGAAAAGAUACAAGUUCACUGUAGCAAAAUCGGCCGACGAUCGUUACACUCUAUUCAUCAAUGGUUCCAAGUGUGAGGUGGGUGUUCGCAAGUUGUCCGAUGGAGGAUUGUUGAUAGCCUUGGGCGGUAAAUCGCACACGAUCUACUGGAAGGAAGAAGUCUCUGCCACCAGACUGUCUGUAGAUUCCAUGACCACCUUACUAGAGGUCGAAAACGAUCCAACUCAACUUCGCACUCCUUCUCCAGGUAAGCUUGUCAAAUUUUUGGUCGAAAAUGGUGAGCAUGUUGCAGCAGGUCAGCCUUACGCAGAAGUCGAGGUCAUGAAAAUGCAAAUGCCACUGAUUUCUCAAGAGAGUGGUGUGGUUCAACUUUUGAAGCAACCAGGAUCUACCGUCUCCGCUGGAGAUAUACUUGCCAUUCUUGCCCUUGACGACCCAACAAAGGUCAAGCAUGCCCUACCAUUUGAAGGUCUCCUACCUGACAUGGGAGCUCCAAUCGUGGAAGGUACUAAGCCCGCUCACAAAUUCAAAUCACUCGUUUCCACCUUGGAAAAUAUUUUGAACGGUUAUGAUAAUCAAGUUAUCAUGAACGCCUCUUUGCAGCAAUUGAUUGAAGUUUUGAGAAACCCACAACUACCUUACUCGGAAUGGAAGAUGCAAUCUUCUGCUUUGCAUUCCAGACUACCCAUCAAACUCGAUGAGCAAUUGGAGCAGCUGGUUCAUCGCUCUUUGGCGAGAAAAGCUCAAUUUCCCUCCACUCAGUUGGGCAAAAUGCUUGAAAACGCUUUGAGCGAAUCUGACGAUGCUCUAUUUGGUACGGUAAUCGAGCCACUGCUAGACAUCACCAGACGCUAUGCAAAUGGUCUAGAAGCCCACGAGCAUUCUGUCUUCGUCAAGUUUUUACAGAACUAUUACCAGGUCGAGAAGCUUUUCAGUGGUUCUAACAUACGUGAAGAAGAUGUCAUCUUGAAACUACGUGACGAAAAUUCCGAAAACUUGGACAGCGUUGUGGUAACAGUGUUGUCGCACUCGCGUGUGUUGGCGAAGAACAGCUUGAUUUUGGCCAUCCUAAAGCACUACCAGCCUUUGUGCAAAAUGUCUUCCGAGGUCUCAUCCUUGAUUGCCGAACCUUUGAAGCAAAUUGUUGAACUGGAAUCUAAAACAACUGCCAAGGUAGCGCUACAGGCUAGGGAAAUCCUGAUUCAAGCUGCUUUGCCUUCUGUCAGGGAAAGAACUGAUCAGAUCGAGCACAUUUUGAGAAGCUCCGUGGUCAAGACAGCUUACGGUGCUUUUGACAACAAGCGCACUGAUCCUGACUUGGAGGUGUUGAAGGAUUUAAUUGACUCCAAUUACGUCGUCUUUGAUGUUCUUACACAAUUCUUGACGCACCGCGAUGCUGCUGUGGCUGCUGCUGCUGCCGAGGUUUACAUCCGUCGUGCGUACAGAGCGUACACGAUUGGUGAUUUGAAGCACUUCAGCAAUGCGAACAAUGCCGUUGUUGAAUGGAAAUUCCAGCUGCCAUCUGCUGCUUUCGCGUCUGUUCCUCAAGUUAAAAGUAAGAUGGGUAUGCACAGAGCUAUCUCGGUGUCCGAUCUAACUUACAUCUCUGAGGGUGACAACCAGCCUCUAAGAACAGGUAUCCUGGUCGCCUCUAAGCAUUUGGACGACGUUGAUGAUGGACUUUCUAGAGGCUUGCAGAGAAUUCCACACCACCAAGGUGGUCACAGUGGACCCGUUCCAGACAGAUCAGGCAGCAGUGCCACUUUGAGCAAUAUUGCCAAUGUCACAGUUUCGUCGACUGAUGGAUUUGAGUCAGAAGAGGAAGUUUUGACAAGAUUAAGGGAGAUUCUUGACAUCAAUAAGCAGCAUCUCGUUGACGCCUCGAUCCGCCGUAUCACUUUCGUCUUUGGAUACAACGAUGGUACUUAUCCAAAGUACUACACUUUCAGAGGUCCUGGAUAUGUUGAGGAUGAAACCAUCCGUCAUAUCGAGCCUGCUCUGGCUUUCCAGCUGGAACUCGGAAGAAUGUCCAAUUUCAAUAUCAAGCAGAUUUUCACCGAAAACAGAAACAUUCAUGUUUAUGAAGCGACUGGUAAGAAUUCUGCCGUUGAUAAAAGAUUCUUCACCAGAGGCAUAAUCAGAACUGGUCGUAUCAGUGAUGAUAUUACUAUUCAAGAAUAUUUGACCUCUGAAGCUAACCGCCUGAUGAGUAAUAUUCUUGAUAACCUAGAAGUUAUUGACACUUCAAACUCUGACUUGAAUCACAUUUUCAUUCACUUUUCAGCUGUUUUCGACGUUUCUUUUGAAGACGUCGAGGCUGCUUUUGGAGGUUUCUUGGAGAGAUUCGGUAAGAGAUUAUUGAGAUUGCGCGUUGCGGCCGCAGAGAUUAGAAUUAUAAUCAAGGACCCUCAAACCGGAGCACCAAUUCCAUUGAGGGCAUUGAUUAACAAUGUCUCAGGCUACGUUGUCAAGACUGAAUUAUACACUGAAGUUAAAAACGCUCAAGGCGAAUGGGUGUUCAAGUCUUUGGACAAGCCAGGCUCUAUGCAUUUGAGGCCUAUUGCCACCCCAUACCCAGCCAAAGAGUCUUUGCAGCCAAAGCGCUACAAGGCUCAUUUGAUGGGCACCACCUACGUUUAUGACUUCCCAGAAUUGUUCCGUCAGGCCACCGUUUCGCAAUGGAAAAAGAUCUCUCCCAAAACCAAGCUUUCUGACGACUUUUUCAUUGCCAACGAAUUGAUUGAAGAGGAGGAUGGAGAACUAACAGAGAUUGAUCGUGAAGCUGGCGCCAACACCAUUGGUAUGGUCGCUUUCAAGGUCACAGUUAGGACUCCAGAAUACCCACGCGGCCGUCAAUUUGUGAUUGUCGCCAACGAUAUCACGUACAAAAUUGGUUCCUUCGGUCCUCAAGAGGACGCUUUCUUCAACAAAGUUACCGAGUACGCUAGAAAGCGUGGUAUCCCAAGAAUUUACCUAUCUGCCAACUCUGGUGCCAGAAUUGGAAUCGCAGAAGAAUUGGUUCCACUUUUCAAGGUUGCUUGGAACGACCCAGAGAAUCCAGCCAAGGGCUUCCAAUACUUGUACAUGACCCCUGAAGGUCUCACCGAGCUGAAGACUCAGCGCAAGGAGAACUCUGUCGUUACAGAACGUGUUGUGGAAGAAGGCGAAGAACGUCAUGUCAUUAAGGCCGUCAUUGGUGCUGAUGACGGACUAGGUGUCGAAUGUUUGAAGGGGUCAGGUCUUAUCGCGGGUGCCACUUCCAGAGCCUACAAAGAUAUCUUCACUAUUACUCUUGUUACAUGCAGAUCUGUUGGUAUUGGUGCGUACUUGGUUAGACUAGGUCAAAGAGCAAUUCAAAUUGAGGGUCAACCUAUUAUUUUGACGGGUGCUCCAGCCAUCAACAAGUUGCUGGGCAGUGAAGUCUACUCUUCCAACUUGCAACUAGGUGGUACGCAAAUCAUGUACAACAACGGUGUUUCUCAUUUGACAGCUCAGGAUGAUUUGGCUGGUGUUGAAAAGAUUAUGGACUGGCUAUCUUACGUGCCUGCCAAGCGUGACAUGCCUGUUCCUAUCUUGGAAAACAAUGACAAGUGGGAUAGAGAAAUUGACUUCACCCCAUCUACCGAGCAACCUUAUGACGUCAGAUGGCUCAUUGAAGGUCGCGACACCGAGGAAGGAUUCGAAUAUGGUCUCUUCGACAAGGGCUCUUUCCAAGAAACCCUUUCAGGAUGGGCCAAGGGUGUUGUUGUCGGUAGAGCUCGUUUAGGUGGUAUUCCACUUGGUGUCAUUAGUGUUGAAACCAGAAUGGUGGAGAAUAUGAUUCCUGCCGAUCCUGCUAACCCAGCGUCCACCGAAUCUCUAAUUCAAGAAGCUGGUCAAGUUUGGUAUCCAAACUCCGCGUUCAAGACUGCUCAAGCAAUCAACGAUUUCAACUACGGUGAGCAGCUUCCUCUGAUGAUCUUGGCUAACUGGAGAGGUUUCUCUGGUGGUCAGCGUGAUAUGUACAACGAGGUGUUGAAGUAUGGUUCUUUCAUUGUCGACGCUUUGGUGGACUACAAACAGCCUAUCUUCACUUACAUUCCACCAACUGGUGAGUUGCGUGGUGGUUCUUGGGUUGUAGUGGACCCAACCAUCAACGCCGAACAGAUGGAAAUGUAUGCCGAUGUCAACUCCAGAGCCGGUGUUCUUGAACCCGAAGGUAUGGUUGGUAUCAAAUACCGUAGGGAAAAGUUGCUAGCGACCAUGGCCAGACUAGACCCUACUUACAAGGACUUGAAGAGCCAAUUGGAAAACUCGAACAUAACUCCAGAGAAACACCAGGAGCUUUCUGUCAAACUAGCUGCCCGCGAAAAAGUGUUGAUGCCAAUCUACCACCAGAUCUCUGUCCAGUUCGCUGAUCUGCACGACAGAAGCGGUCGUAUGACUGCUAAGGGCGUUAUUAGCAAAGAGUUGGACUGGCCUCAGGCCCGUCGUUUCUUCUUCUGGAGACUAAGAAGAAGGCUCAACGAAGAGUACUUGGUGAAGAGAUUGAAUGCGGAGCUACCAAACGCACAAAGACUCGAAAAAAUUGCCAGACUCAACUCAUGGUACCCUGCCUCCGUUGACAGAGAUGAUGAUAGAGUUGUUGCCACUUGGAUUGAGGAGAACUACAGUCUCUUGGAGGAUCGCCUAAAGGGUUUGAGAAUGGAAUCCUUCGCUCAAAACUUGGCUAAAUCUAUCAGAAACGAUCACGAAAACACUAUUAACGGGUUGAGUGAGGUUCUAAAACUUCUAUCAGCCGAUGACAAAGAUAAGAUUUUGAACAGUCUGAAAUGA
Lachancea sp. 'fantastica' is the source of this 6696-nucleotide messenger RNA. Lineage: Eukaryota; Fungi; Ascomycota; Saccharomycetes; Saccharomycetales; Saccharomycetaceae. The record is from the annotation of a GenBank genome assembly.